Messenger RNA from Stylophora pistillata, 1619 nucleotides. RefSeq names its product lipoyl synthase, mitochondrial. Gene Ontology annotation, biological process: lipoate biosynthetic process. The record is from RefSeq and is a predicted model, not a curated record. Gene Ontology annotation, cellular component: mitochondrion. Lineage: Eukaryota; Metazoa; Cnidaria; Anthozoa; Scleractinia; Pocilloporidae. Gene Ontology annotation, molecular function: lipoate synthase activity; 4 iron, 4 sulfur cluster binding.
CACGCUUCGCAGCUAGGGGUCUAUGUUUCAUCAUGUAGUUGUUUGCUGUUAAGAAGAUCCUUUAGUUCUCUGCCUGCAGACAAGAAAUCCCUCAUAGCAGAGGGACCAAGUCUGGGAGAGUUUAUAUCGGGAGAAGUUAUUCCACAGGAGAAUCCUUACAGGAGAAAGAAAGGACAGCGACUACGUCUACCACCAUGGCUAAAAAGGGAGAUACCCACUGGUAAAAAUUAUCAUAAACUCAAAGAAACACUUAGAGAGUUGAACCUAUCUACCGUGUGUGAAGAAGCUAAAUGUCCAAAUAUUGGUGAAUGCUGGGGUGGAGGAGAAAGUGAAACAGCUACGGCAACUAUCAUGGUACUCACUAGUGUAAAUAUAGAAUUAAGUGCYAAUAAAGAGUUUCCUUUCCUUUCNUGUCAAGGCAAGUUCAUCUCAAAGUGUACUGACUUACUUUGUAGAAAUCCAGGCAUACUUGUAGAAUGCUUGACAGGAGAUUUCCGAGGUGAUCUUAAAGGUGUGGAGGAUGUGGUAAAAUCAGGACUGGAUGUUUAUGCUCACAAUGUGGAGACAGUGAACAGACUACAGUUGCUUGUGCGUGACCCAAGAGCAAACUACAAACAGUCCCUUGAAGUACUACGACAUGUGAAGAGACUUGAGCCCAGCAUGGUGACUAAAAGUUCAUUGAUGCUUGGCCUGGGUGAAAGUGAUGAAGAAGUCCAACAAGCCUUAAAAGAUCUCCGUGAUGCUAAUGUCGAUUGCGUGACAUUAGGACAGUACAUGCAACCGACAAGGCUUCAUCUAAAGGUCACGGAGUAUAUCACUCCAGAGAAGUUCAAGCACUGGGAGUUGGUCGGUGAUGAACUGGGCUUUGCAUACACUGCUAGUGGACCGCUUGUAAGAUCUUCAUACAAAGCAGGAGAAUUCUUCCUGACGAACUUGCUGAAAACUCGAAAACGCAACACAGAUUGCCAACACCAAACAGAAGGGAAAACCAGCUAGUGGGGGGUGACGCGCCUUCUGUCCAGCGUGUUUACCAAGCUAUGCUCUGCCAAAGUCCAAAGAAGGUUCGAGUCAUGUCAUUCAGGGACACACACAGAUACGCAGAAGUCAAUUUACGUUCAGUUCAGGAAAUGAAGAUUGUGGUUGUAGUAGCAUGAACAUUUAAUAUGAGAAUUACGGAGUGGCCCGUUUAAACUUUACGUGAAAUCAUUGUCCGGUAGAGAUGUCAAAGGUUAACUCUUGGGAGAAGAUAAAUUUUACAAGAUGAAAGGCCAUCGUUUAUGGUGUAAAUAUAUUUUUUAGAGGGAAGAAGGCUCCCGAGUGAAAUUAAUGGGUGUCGUCGCCUUGAGUGUGUAUUGGGUGUGUAUUGUGAGUAUCGUUUCCGCCCAAACUGCUCGACUUAUUCCCAUGUCGAACUACAAUACAACACAAUACAAACUUUAUUGAAAUUCCAAAAAAUGGCUUUUCAAUGCCAAUUUACUAGAACUGUAAUAUUCACAAAUAUAUCAAAAAAAUUAUCAUCUUUCAAUCAACUUCAACUUUCAAUUUUAUCAUUCAUAAAUUUCUAUAUCAAUGUAGACUUGAGCUUCUUUUCAAAAGUAGUAAUAUUUUCAAUAGAUUUU